Molecule: messenger RNA, 3400 nt
Organism: Verruconis gallopava
Lineage: Eukaryota; Fungi; Ascomycota; Dothideomycetes; Venturiales; Sympoventuriaceae
Exons: 2
Coding region: 690-3110 (806 amino acids)
Biological process (GO): positive regulation of transcription by RNA polymerase II
Cellular component (GO): nucleus
Molecular function (GO): DNA-binding transcription factor activity, RNA polymerase II-specific; zinc ion binding; transcription cis-regulatory region binding
Source: RefSeq, a predicted model, not a curated record
AGAAGACUUGUUUCUCGCAUGAUCAAUUGGCCGGCCGAAUGGCCGGCAGAGACGCCCCGACGAUGUCCGUUCGUUCACCCGUAUCAUCCUCCCGAAAUGGUGUCCAUGAGAUCAUCGGUGGUGAAGAUGCCGUCAUUGGCCGCGUGCAAACAUGCUGGUCAUCUCUCAUGCACGCUCAGAUCCUCCUUCAUCGACAUUCCGCCUAAUGGGCGAUGUAACCUUGCAAGCACAAGGACAGAGUCCGUUCAUUGCAGCCUCGCCUCAAGCAGUGGGGUGUGCAGAUAGACAUCUACAGUUCUCCUCGUGGCGCAUCAAGGGCUGGGCAGCUUGUUCGUUUCCUAUCUCUCUUUACCUAUUUCAUAUACUCGCUAUGCCCUCUUUUUCUAGGGCUGCUCUUCUGCCAUUGGAACGCUUGUCUUUCCUGCCUGUCUCUUCACUUUCUCCACUAGGCUGACAGGUACUCACCCUUGCACCGGCCUUAUCAACUCUACCUCGAGACGCCACUACUUCUCGACUAUCCCCAGAUAUUCUGAUGCGCUUGUUAAGAGGCCCGGCAUCUUCACGAGCUAGAACGUCCUGAAUCACUGAUCCAGAGUUGCGGCAAAGGUAGUCCUUCACACCAUAUAUGAUCCUUGAAUUCCGUGCCGCGGUCACUCGAAUGCUUUUCGAAGACAAGCCUUUUCACAAAUAUGACUUCGUCUUUGACCGAUCUCACUACGGCAGACAACUCGAUGGCAAAGAAUGCCUCGAAUGCACCACCGCGGAAACGAAGAAGACGAACUGCUGUUACCGGAGCUGCAGAGGAUUGCUUCACUUGCCGUAAGAAGCAAGUCAAAUGUGACCGGAGACGACCAUAUUGCACCCAAUGCUUGGAGAUGGGCAAGGAUUGCACAGGCUACCGAACAACGCUCACUUGGGGCGUUGGAGUUGCGUCCCGUGGAAAGUUGCGUGGACUUUCACUACCUAUUGCCAAUUCGAGCAAAAGAGCACCGACAUCGAAUGACGAUGGAAAAUCACACCGAGCAAACACAGAGAAGGCGGCGACGUCGCCUUCCCCUGUUCCCCCUCAACUGGAGCGAAAGGGACCGGACGACAACUUCAGCCCUCCCUACCAUCGUACAGCUGAGCUUGGGUCCACAGUCUACCCGCAUGGCAGCUACUCACCGACCAGUCCCAUUCCAAUCCCAUCUCAGCAAGGUCGUAGCGGCUGGCACAUGUCAAAUUUCGCGGAUGUCUUGGAUGGUUACCAAAAUCUACUGAGCAAGGCGACAAGACUUCAAAUCCGGCCAAAUCCUUUACGUCGGAUUCACACCACCGGCACGGCCUCAUUAGAUGAAGUCGCCUAUUCUACGCCGUCGAGUGCGUUCAGUGAUAGUGACUAUCCGUCUCCGAGCGAAUUUCCAGCCACCCCGGAGGAUUAUGGGAUCCCCGAGCCUCUUGUCAACUCUUACUCAGAGUCGUACCCGUGUCCGCCGCCAGAACAGUUACAACCUGUCGACAGUUAUAGAUAUGUGGAGACACCCCGCUCGUUUCCAAGUAACACGGCGUUCAGUGUACCGGAAGUAGCCUCUGUUAGAAGCACUUCCAGCAACUACAGCAUGCUUGCAUCAUCCGCACUACCCACUUCAUUCUCAGAUCUUUUGCACUCCCAUGACUACACGCCAACGAACGAACUUUCACAUUCGUAUCCUGUGGGGCAGAAAGUAGAUCACGACUACUUCUCAGAUGGACUCUCAGAUUUUUCGGUUAGUGUUCCCUCCACUUGGCCUGCACUUCAACCAACGCAUAAGAAUUCAGGACUCCGUGGUCUUCCGUCCCGAAUGCAAUUCUUACUCGGAUCAUACAGCAAAGCCGUGUGCCCCUUGUUUGUGGCUUCCGACCAUGAACGAAACCCCUACAGGUUGCAUGUGAUGGCGCAUCUCAAUUCAAGUUUACCGUUACAAUACGCUGUUGCUGCCUUAGUCUCAUGCCACCUUAAAUCGUACAAGGCAGACGAUUUGAGUGCACUCGCCAUGGAUAGCUUUGAAUCAUCGCAAACAAUCCCCAUGAAAGUGGACUGCCCAAAUCCGGAGCAACAUGAGUUGAAUUACAAAAAGUUGGCCACAGAUGCAUUCAACGACGCUCUCAAGACUAGCAACAUGUCAGGCGAUGAGUCCAUCCUCAUUACCUUACUAGUUCUCUGUCUUUUGCAUUUGUCGGAAUCCGGCUUUGGUAACUUUAAAAUCGGGUUAGCUGGCGUUAAAAAACUUUUAUCCCUUCAUAAAUCGGGAGCGCAAGGCCAGCUAUCUGAAACGAUGUCCUGGGCUGAAAAUUGGUUCCUCUGGUUGGACAUUCUCGUGUCGGCUAUGGGAGAUGGUGCAGCAGCACGGCAAUCCGAAGUGCUCAAUGCUCUUGAUCGUUCUGCGUAUCUUGGCUCAGUGGAAUACCUAGCCAACUGCGAGGGUCAACUGUACGACGCUGUUGCGCGGCUCAAAGACUGGAGUCUGUCCUUAACCCGUCUUGCUCCAUCUCGAGAUUUUUACGGAGGGCAGAUUACGAGCUGCGAACCCGAUCUCGCUUUCGAAACGAGUCGGCAUUUCUGGACUCCACUGUCCAAGGUACAAAGUCGGUUGAAAUCGAUCGCGAGUCAUCCAAAUUUCCACGAGGCUGAAGCAGAUCCUAUGAUCUUGAAUUAUACUAUGGACUGUUUUAAAAAUGCCGCAGCAAUAUAUGCGGAGCGCAUCACUCGGGUCAACCAAGAACCAUCAACACAUAUUGAGGACAUUGUGGCACGAUCUAUUCCCUGUGUAACCGGCAUUUCAAGCAGCAGCUGUAUCAAUGAAUUCAUUCUUUGGCCACUGCUGGUCAUCGGUACAGAGUGUGUACAAGAGCAUCAUCGAGACCUGUUCCGUCAACGUAUCGCCACGGCUACAUCAGGAUCUCACUUCUUCGGCGAUUUCUCAUGCGUUGAAGUGCUCUUCAAAGUGUGGACAUUGAUUGACCUAGGCAUGACCUCCGUCAAUGUGCCUGUGAAGGUACGAGACUCAUGGCCACGUCUGAGUUGCCUCGGUGGACGAGCAGCAACCUGGUACAAUGCGAUGGCAAUACUCGAACACAGCGGUCGCAGUUGAUGAAUGGGAAAGGCACGUGGAUAAAAUACUCUGUGAUAUCUGUAACUUCGGUAUUCCUCUAAAAGCAAAACAAAAGUUAUGUGUGGUCUAUAUGCCAAAUCUAAAACGAAAAGCAUUGUCACGAGUCGAUGAUGAUAACCGGAAAAAUUAAUGAUAAAAUGAGGGAAUGCUUCUCUGGUAUGAGCCAUAUAUGGCUGUUUUUUAUGGGGUUCUUUUCUUUUUGCUCCAAUCUCAUCUGAUCUGCACUUUUAGUUAUUUACAUUUCAAUGUCCAUCCUGUGCACCACUGAC